GCUAGUAGUCAUCAAAACAAAUAUGGCGUCGAGAGCCAAACCCGUGAAUGUCAUUUUUAGUACUUGUGUGCAAUUCUAAGUGAAAUUAAAGCGUGAUAUUGUCAAAAUAAUAUGAAAACAUGGAGGUGCCAAAUAAUACCACAUCUUCUGCAAGUUUUCGUGAUAUAUUUGAGUCUGAAUUGACAGAAUACGAACAAAAACACCAAGGGGCUCAAAAAAAACCAUGGACCGCCGAAAAAGUGUUUGAGGUUAUGAACAAUAUCCGAAAAGCUAGGGUGACCGAGAGUUCCAAUCAACCCAGGACGUCUAUGGACUAUUACUGGUUAUCAAAGUAUGACAUAAUGAAAAUAGAAAAUAAAGAGUGUUUAAUAUUUAAACGGAAAACUCUUAAAGAUCCAACUAUAUGUAUUGUACCAAAAAACGAAUACUUUAGCAUUCUGGAAGAAGUGCAUAUAUCUUGCGGUCACGGCGGGCGAGACAAAAUGACACAAGCUAUAAAGUCCAAAUUUUAUAUACCAAAGAAAGCUGUAGAAAUAUUCGUUUCUCAUUGUCCUAUAUGUGAAACGAAAAAACAGCUCAGGAAAGGAAUUGUGUCUCAAGAUUUCAAUAUCACGGGGCAGGUGGAUUUAAUUGAGUUCCAGUCUUGUCACGACGCCGACGGCGAAUAUAAGUGUAUGCAAAGUGCUAUUUCUACGUAUGAUACUCUGCAGGAUGAAUUUACCGACGCCGAUACGAGUUCAGGAAUCUCACCAGAUCGUCGGCCGUCGUCCACCAGCAACACUCCCAACCAAGCCCCUGACGACAUCCCAGAAUCCGAUGACGCACACGCUCCACUGCCGUUCACCACACAUCCACACAAGCGACAAACGUCCAAUCGCAAACGCAAGCUAACAAACGAGAAAGUCUCAUCCACGCAUGAGGCGUUUGGUCACUAUAUUGCGGACAAGUUACAAAAUCUGCCGCAUAAGCAACGAAUUUUUGCGGAGAAAAUUAUAAAUGACGCAAUUUUUGAGGCGGAGCUUGGGAAUUUGAGUAGAGACUGCUAUGUUUAUGUGCCGGCACGGAUAAAGACAUCGGGUUCGGAGUGA
This is a messenger RNA of Cydia amplana, 1088 nucleotides long. Its product is annotated as KRAB-A domain-containing protein 2-like. Lineage: Eukaryota; Metazoa; Arthropoda; Insecta; Lepidoptera; Tortricidae. The record is from RefSeq and is a predicted model, not a curated record. The transcript is spliced from 3 exons. Bases 120 to 1088 code for a protein of 322 amino acids.